This is a messenger RNA of Xylaria bambusicola, 927 nucleotides long. RefSeq names its product Tim17-domain-containing protein. The transcript has a single exon. Lineage: Eukaryota; Fungi; Ascomycota; Sordariomycetes; Xylariales; Xylariaceae. Gene Ontology annotation, cellular component: mitochondrial inner membrane; TIM23 mitochondrial import inner membrane translocase complex. Gene Ontology annotation, molecular function: transmembrane protein transporter activity. Bases 202 to 873 code for a protein of 223 amino acids. Gene Ontology annotation, biological process: protein import into mitochondrial matrix. The record is from RefSeq and is a predicted model, not a curated record.
AUCAUCGUCAAAAUCAACCACUGCGACACCAUCCUCAAAUCCGCACCCGCACCCGCGGCCAGUCCAAACCGUCCAAACCGCCCAUAUCCUGCGCUAAUUUUCCUGCCUGGCCCGCCUAUCCAACCGCGCAUUGCGCCUCUUCGUUUUUCAAUUCUUCUUGUGCUUAUACUAUUUUACCAUUGCACCUGUUAUUCUCUCAAAAUGUCGAUUUGGGACGCCCUCACAGGACGCAAGUCUUCGUCAUCGUCACAACACCAACCUGCCGCUCCCGCGCAACCAACAACACAGCGCACCGACACAUUCAAUCCCAGCCCAUUCGACCCAUCCGAGGCUCAAGGAGUCGAUGCCUUCCUGAACAACUCUGCUUUCGCCGAUCCUUCUCAGCUCCACCCUCUAGCCGGCCUUAAUAAAGAGAACCUUGAGUACUUAAGUCUAGAAGACUCAGCCCUCACCGACUUGCCUGGAGCACAUACUGCUAUACCGUCACGUGGCUUUAGUGACGAUCUAUGUUAUGGAACCGGUAUCACAUAUCUCACUGCCCUAACGAUAGGUGGCGCCUGGGGUCUCCAGGAGGGGCUCCGAAAGUCUGCCGGUCAACCGCCCAAGCUGCGUCUAAACUCAGUCCUUAACUCUAUUACAAGGAGAGGUCCUUUCCUGGGCAAUUCAGCCGGUGUUGUUGCUAUAACAUAUAACUGUCUCAACUCCCUGAUAGGCUACGCCAGGGGCAAACAUGAUGCCGCCAAUACUAUCGUUGCAGGAGGGCUGAGUGGCAUGAUCUUCAGGAGUACACGGGGAGGCCGGCAGAUGCUGAUAUCGGGUGGUGUCGUUGCCACAAUUGCUGCCGCCUGGGCGGUAAGAUUACCAUUCUCCUAGCAUGACUAUAUCUGAAAGCUAACUUCUAGCAGGUAACGAAAAGGGUAAUCCUUG